Molecule: messenger RNA, 1992 nt
Organism: Adineta ricciae
Lineage: Eukaryota; Metazoa; Rotifera; Eurotatoria; Adinetida; Adinetidae
Source: the annotation of a GenBank genome assembly
AUGAAUACGAAACAUUUAUCUUCUUUUGUUAUCUUCCAAAUUUGUCUUGUAUAUGGGUCACAUUUCCGUGGUGGAACACUAACAUGGAGACCUUUGAAUGCAACUCCAUCUGGUAGUUCAGUUAAUCUUCUAGUACGUGAAAGAUUUUCAUGGCGUCGAAGUUAUAAUUAUCCUUCCUAUGGAAUCGUUUGUUACUGUGAUGAUACGACCAUUUCAACUGCCGGUACCAUCGGUGAGAAUGAUAUAGUACAAUGUGCGCCUAGCAUUUAUUGUUCUUAUUGGAGUCCUUUGAACACAACAACAUUUUGUACAGAUUACAGUACUAUUCUUGAUGUCAGUUCGGGUGAACGAACUCGAGUGUACACAUUACCAUUGAAUAUUUCAUUUACCAUUUAUUAUUACAGCGGUAAUUGGUUAGCUGAUCUUGUGAAAGGCGGUAAUACAGCAUGGCAGGUUUCAAAUCGUAUUAACACUAAUCUUAGACCAGAUGGUUAUAUAAAUACCAGUCCUGUUGCUGUGACACUCCCAGUUAUCUAUAAAGAAGUCAAUAUACAACAUGUACAUGUUAUUCAAAUGUCUGAUUUUGAUAGUAAUGAUAUCUUACGAUGUCGAUGGGCCAACGCGAAUUCUUCUUACAAUACAAAUCAGUAUGAUGAAUGUGGUGGAAUAUGUGAAGGUGUUCCUGGUGCGCAACUAAUUCAAGCGAAUUGUACAAUCGUGUUUACUUUAGUAACUGCUGGAUUGUAUGCAGGAGUAGCAUUGCAAAUAGAAGAUUUUUACAAUGCUACUACACUGGCAGCCAACACACCAAUGAGUUCAGUUCCACUUCAAUUUCUUUUUUAUGGUUAUGCUACGCCUGUUGGUUGUUCAAUGCCACCACAAAUCGUUGGUAAUCGACCCAAUCGCGCUUGUAUUGGAACACCGAUUGGUUCUAAUGUUACUGAAUAUGUCAUCGUUGAAACAUAUUGUCCCGGACAAACAAUUGUCAAUUUCAUAACGAGCAGUCCAGUUGGGAUGGAAAAGAGUGCAAUUCUCAAUCCAAGUCCUGGUGUUUAUAAUCUAAUUCUCAGUUGGAUUCCACUAUCCACUCAAUAUGGUCCUGAACCAUUUUGUGCAGGCGCCAUUGACAACAAUAAUCUCCAAUCCAAUCAAUGGUGUGUGACGUUUUUAGUUGGUUUUGAUUCACCAGAUGUCAUUCGACCAAAAGUUGUGCAAGGUUCUGUUUCUCCGGUUGGUACUAUUUUUCAAAAUCAGACAUUUUUUUCAUUUCAAACAACAAAAUUCGUUGGUCGUCCUAAUCGUAAUGGUACAAACAUUUACUUUCGUGAUGCAACGAACAAUGGUACAAUCGUUGCGCAAUUUGAUUGUGGUUGGGCACCCGAAGUAACAUUUACAGGCUAUACAACCGUUAUUCGUUUCAAUAAUACACCACCAUGGCAACCAGCACACUUUUAUUAUGUCACAAUGGAGGGUGGUGUUGUAAGUGGAACAGAAUUUUGUGGACCCGAAUCAGCACCAAUCAAAGAUCCAACAUAUUGGGUAUUCAAUAUUUGGGACCCAGCAGUGUCAUCCACAACAACAACUACGACAACUCCUUUUACGACAGUUACAAUUACUACAAGGCCAACAUCCACUACCAGUAUUAAUACUCUAUUAACAACAACUGGUAUUGUACUUACAACUGCUGCUACUAGUACGACAACAACGUCAACUAGCACAACUUCGACUACGACUACUUCUGUGACAACUGGUUCAACAGGCUCGACAAUAACGACUGAAACAACAGCAUCAGUUAUAUAUUCAAAAGAUUUCGAGAAAGCAUGUAAAUAUCCCAUAGUAAUAAUGACGACAGCAAUAUUUGCUGUCACAGGUCCUAUACAAAUUUUAGUCAUGUAUGCGGCAUUCAUGAAAUUUGAAAAAAUGUUCAAUCCCACACAUAUCAAGGCUAAAACAAGACAUAAACAACGAAUGGAACGAAUCAUAAGAUCAUAA